AUGGCCGAAAACAUGUUGAGUGGGGUUGGAGGUGGGGCAUAUCAAGACGUGAAAGAAGCAGUAACCACCACUGGUGGCAAAAUACUUGAUGUGAAGAAUCUGAAAAAAAACUACAAAAAGUUGAUGAAAGAAGCAGAAGAGCUCUGGGGACUGAGGGAUGAUAUAGAGAAAGAAGCAAGCAGAGUUGAAAUAAAGCCGGCCACAAGAGAAUGGAUUACUAAGGUUGAUGUGCUCAAAACUAAAGUGAACGGACUGGAAACUGAAUAUAAUGAAGGAAAGAGGAAGCGGUGGAGAUUGGACCGCUUUUGGUCGAACGCAAAUUUUAGUGAGGACUUGGAAAAGAAGAGGCAGCAAGUCCUUAGUCUUUUGGAAGAGGGACUUAUUCACAAGGGAUUUUUGAAAGAUGAAUUGCCAAACUCUGUCUGGACAAAAAAUGCCGCUGAAAUCGAUGAAAAGUCAUCACUGGGAAAAAUUGUAGGAGAUGUACUUAAUCAUCUCGAGGAUAAAAAAGUAACAAGAAUUGGAAUCUGGGGAACCGUCGGAACUGGGAAAACCACGAUAAUGAAGCACUUGAAUGACAAUGAAAAGAUUGCUAGUAUGUUUGAAAUUGUCAUUUGGGUAUCCGUCUCGAAGGAGUGGAGCAUAGAGAAGCUGCAAGAGGGCAUCAUGCAACGGCUAGAACUGGAUGCGGAGCGCACCAUCAACAUCGAGAAAAAUGCUCAGAUAAUAUCAAGAGGGUUGAAUGAAAAGAAGUGUUUGAUUCUUUUGGAUGAGGUAUGGCGCACCAUUGACCUACAAAAAGUCAUGGGAAUUGAUAACAAGCACAAUCACAGCAAGAUGGUGUUGGCAAGUAUAUACCAAGGCAUUUGUACCAACAUGGAAACUGUUGUGCAAAUCGAAGUGAAACCAUUGUCCCCGCCUGAUGCUUGGAACAUGUUCAGGAAAAAGGUGGGUGAUGUUAUUUCUAGCUCCUUAAUUGAACCAACAGCUAGGCUUGUUGUCCAAGAGUGUCACGGGUUGCCACUGCUGAUAGACAGAGUAACCAAAACCUUCAAAAAGAAGCAAAGAGAUUUUACCCUUUGGAAUGAUGGAUUGGAAAGCUUGCAAAGAUGGGACAGUGACAGAGUUGAAGGCAUUGAAGAACUGUUGGAACGCCUGCAGGUUUGUUACGAGGAUUUAAAAGAUGAAGAGAAGGACUGCUUUUUGCACGGUGUAUUGUAUCCUGAAGAAAGCAUUAUAUAUGUGGAUUACUUGCUAGAAUGUUGGAGAGCUGAAGGCUCUAUUCUUCACGCAGAGGAGUUUACGAAAGCACGCGUCAGAGGGCAUGCAAUAUUGCAUGAACUUAUGGGCGUAUCAUUUCUAGAGAAAACUGAAAAGAGGAAAUAUGUUAAAAUGAACAAAGUGCUUCGGAGUUUGGCGCUUAAAAUCUCAAUGCAAAAGGAUUACAAAUAUCUGGCAAAACCACGUGAGGGAUUACAAGAGUUUCCAGACCAUGAAGAAUGUAGCCAAGCAAGUAAGAUUUCGUUGAUGGAUAACCGACUACACACUUUACCAGAAACUCUAGAUUGUGGCAGUCUCUCAACAUUGUUCCUUCAAAGAAAUAAGGACUUGAGUGUCAUUCCUCAGUUGUUCUUCCAAUCAAUGUGCAGUCUGCUAGUUCUAGAUUUGCAAGGCACUGGGAUUGCAUUUUUGCCUUCCUCCAUAUCCAACUUGGUUCUUCUCAGGGGGCUCUACUUAAAUUCUUGCAUCCACUUGACAAAGGUACCAUCUGAAAUAGAAGCACUUCAACAUCUUGAGGUGCUUGAUAUUCGAGGUAGUAGACUUAAUUUAGGUCAAAUUCAAAGUUUAGUAUGGUUGAAGUCUUUGCGAAUAUCCUUGUCUGAUUGUUGCAUUGAGCGUACUGAGGUAUUAGAUAUUCAAAGGAUUAGAAUAAAUUUCAAUCCCAUUCGAAUUCCAAUACUGUUGAAAGGAUUGGCAGUAUCACUAUAUAAUUUUGGCAAGGGAAACCAUACUCAGGAGCAAUCAGGAGUUAUUUCCAGGUUUGUUUCAUUGGAAGAAUUGAGUAUUGAUGUUGAUUCUUCCCAACAGCUUUGGGAAACGGUUGCGGAGGAGGCCAUAGAAGAGAUUGCUAAAUUGAAUAAACUUACUUCCCUUCGAUUGUACUUCCCUAGAGUGGACCAUCUUAGGUUGUUUGUUACCAAAAGCCCAGUGUGGAAUUCCCGCUUCACAUUUCAAUUUUCUGUUGGUUACGAGGACUCAACCCACUCACAAAUUUUCUGA
This is a messenger RNA of Vitis riparia (riverbank grape), 2280 nucleotides long. RefSeq names its product disease resistance protein At4g27190-like. Bases 1 to 2280 code for a protein of 759 amino acids. Lineage: Eukaryota; Viridiplantae; Streptophyta; Magnoliopsida; Vitales; Vitaceae. Gene Ontology annotation, molecular function: ADP binding. The record is from RefSeq and is a predicted model, not a curated record. The transcript has a single exon.